Messenger RNA from Drosophila rhopaloa, 1345 nucleotides. RefSeq lists its product as uncharacterized. Lineage: Eukaryota; Metazoa; Arthropoda; Insecta; Diptera; Drosophilidae. The transcript is spliced from 2 exons. The record is from RefSeq and is a predicted model, not a curated record. The coding region runs from base 2 to 1255 and encodes 417 amino acids.
AAUGCCGGAGAACACGACACACAAGGCACCCGCGUGGCUGACUGAGGAUUACGUGGAGAAAAAGUUAAGGGUCUACUUCAAGAAUGACAGCCUUAGUGUCGAGAAGCUGGAGGUCAAGCCGGCAACAGCCAAUGGAGAGAACUACGCCAGCGUGAUGACCCGCAUCAAUGUGGAGUACACCACCAAGGAUAAAAAGGAUAAGCAGGACGCCACUUUCCUGCUGAAAACAACCUUCGCCGACAAAGAUCCAGCGGCCCAUUUGCUCUUCAACUACGGAAUCUACACUCGCGAGAUGGACAUGUACGAGCAGAUCCUGCCCCAUUUGGCAUUGAUAGUGAGGAAAGACCUCCAGGACACCAGGAAGAUGUUUGCGGCUACUGUAAAUGUGGAUCGCGAGCGGGACUCAAUCAUCUUCGAGGAUCUGUCCCUGGAGCAGUACAAAGUGGCAUGCAGGCUAAAGAAACUGGAUCUGGAGCAUACCCAUCUGGUUCUUGACAAGCUGGCCAAGUUUCAUGCCGCCGGAGCAGCUCUAGCCGAGCAGCAGCCUGAGAUCUUUAAGAAAAACUACGAUCGGGGAUUUUUUAACAAACACGUUCGGGGCUACGAGCCCAUCAUGAAGAAUAUUCUGAUAGCCUUGUCGCGUACCCUAGAGUUGCAUCCGGAUCUGAAAGAGCGUUACCAGGCUAAGAUCGAUCGUCUGGUGGAUAAUAUAAUGGACUACGGCGAGAGAUCAACGUCCAGUAAUCCAGGUGACUUUUUAACCCUGGCCCAUGGAGAUAUUUGGACUACCAAUGUCAUGUUCCAAUACGAUGAUGAAGGACAUCCCGCCAAUGCCAUUUUCAUUGACUUCCAAUUCAGCGUUUGGAACUCUCCGGCGAUCGAUCUUCAUUAUUUCUUUUCGACCUCAAUACACGAAAAUCUUCGCCUGCACAACCAGACGGAGUUGGUCCAAUUUUACUAUUAUAGGCUGGUGGAGGCCCUGAAAAAGGUUAACUAUUUGGGUAAUGUUCCCAGUUUGUUUGAGUUCCAACAACAGUUUCGGGCGAGGGCGUUUUAUGCUGUGUUCUCAUCACUGAUCUUUGAGCCUACCAUGGUUUACCAUGGCAAGGAGGAGCCGUCCAUAGAGCAGUUCAUGUCCCACGACGAGAAAGGAAUUCGUUUAAGGGAUGCCGUUUAUCAAAUAGAAGAAACCCAAAAGAAAUUGCACCUGACGCUGCCGUUCCUCGAUCAGUUUGGACUGCUGGACGAAAUGUAAAAUAAUGUGCCAUUAAAAGUGCUAGUCUAACACAUAUUUUAGAUCAAAAGACUUAUGUUUAAUUAAAGAAUAUAUAACAUAUGAAUUGCA